Molecule: messenger RNA, 2790 nt
Organism: Ochotona princeps (American pika)
Lineage: Eukaryota; Metazoa; Chordata; Mammalia; Lagomorpha; Ochotonidae
Gene: FAM114A2
Product: family with sequence similarity 114 member A2
Exons: 14
Coding region: 150-1661 (503 amino acids)
Source: RefSeq, a predicted model, not a curated record
GCCCGACGCGGGGCGGGAGACACUAGACCCGGAACUGUUGUGGUGCCGUCCCGCCUCCGCGUACGCGGACCCGCCUCCACGCCGCAGGCGCACUUCCGGGAGAGUGGCGGCGGCCAGUGGGUCUCGGUGACUACGGUGAUGUUCUAAUCAUGUCGGAUAAAGAUGAUAAUGAGACUCCAAUAGUAAUUGAAGAAGCCUCUGCCCUUGAAGGCAAAAACUGUGAGCCAGCUGAGUCUGUUCACCAAAGUCCCGAACCAGAGAGUAAAUCAGAACCUGUAGUUUCCACUCGAAGAAGACCAGAGUCUAAACCUGCCAGUGACCUGGUGACCUCCGAAGUUUCCCCUGUUCAGGAGUCUGUUUCCAAAGAUGCUCCUCAGAAUCCCCAGACUGGAUGGGGCUACUGGGGCAGCUGGGGCAAGUCCUUGCUCUCCUCAGCCUCUGCUACAGUAGCCACAGUCGGACAAGGUAUUUCAAAUGUCAUUGAAAAGGCAGAGACUUCUCUUGGAAUCCCUAGUCCCAGUGAAAUUUCACCUGAAGCCAAGUAUGCAGCAGGAGAAGCCAAUGCCAAAGAGAAUGAAAAUCCUGUCGCGAUGGCUGGACCCUUUGGUGUACUUUCAACCAUCUCUACUGCUGUUCAGAGCACAGGGAAGAGUGUUAUCACUGGAGGCUUGGAUGCCUUAGAAUUCAUUGGGAAAAAGACAAUGGAUGUAAUAGCAGAAGGGGAUCCUGGAUUUAAACGAACCAAGGGUCUGAUGUACCGGAAUUCUACACUGUCUCAGGUUUUACGAGAGGCGAAGGAAGAAGAGCUACAGACCUACAAUGAGGUUGCCAUGGAAACAGAUAAGAAAACUCAUUAUGGGUUACUCUUUGAUGAAUUUCAAGGCCUUUCACAUCUAGAAGCUCUGGAGAUACUAUCCAGAGAAAGUGAAAUAAAGGUAAAAUCUAUCCUUAAUUCUUUGCAUGGAGGAGAAUUACAGACUCUGAAGCUUGAGUUAGAGAAACUCAAAGAAGCAUUUUCCCUAGCAGAGUUUUGUGAGGAGGAGGAGGAAGAGAAAAAAGGGGAUGAAGAUUUUACCAAAGAGAUAACAGAGCUGUUUUCCCAGCUGCACGUCUCCUCCAAACCAGAGAAAGUUGUCAGGGCAAGAAAUACUGCUUGUGAAUGGAUCAGGACAUCUCAGACCAAACCAUUAACAGAGAAAGAAGAAGAAAAACAGUUGGAAACAGAAACUGUUGAGCAAGUUAAGAAAAAUUCAAUAGAGGAUAUCCAUGCAUUUGCGAUCCGAAGCCUAGCCGAAUUAACUUCCUGUUCAAUUGAACUAUUCCACAAGACAGCAGCUUUAGUCCUACAUGGCCAGAAGCAGGAAGUGACAGCCGUAGAAAGGAGCCGAACUCUUUCCCAGAUGACAGUUAUGUUGUGUAAAGAGAUGUCUUCUCUGUCUAAAGAGUUCACCACCUGCCUUACAACUGCUGGGGUCAAAGAAAAGGCAGAUGUCCUUAACCCAUUAAUCACCGCAGUGUUUCUAGAGGCAUCCAACAGUGCCUCCUACAUCCAGGAUGCCUUUCAGCUGCUCCUGCCUGUGCUGGAGAUCUCUCUCAUCGAAAAUGAGACUCGCUCGCCAAAGCCCGAGCUGCAAGUGGGAACACAUGUGUCAGAACAAUGAGGAGCGAAGGAUGUUUGACUUGGAAUUUAUGAUGUGCAAAAAAUGCCACUUUCUUCAGAGUGCUCCUGAAGAAGUGGAGGAAAAGGGUUUAUUCUGCAGAGUUGAAGAAGAAGUUUGCCGCUUCACUUGGCUGAAGUAUGCAAGUCCUCACACAAGUCUUCUUCGUUAUAAUAAAUUAUUUGAUGAGAAACUUUUUAGAAAGUCCAAAAAUAAUAGCUCUAGAUAAAGGUUAGGCCAAAAUAUUGGUUUUUACUUCAUGUAUUGCCAAACACUAACAGUUUUUCAUUGAUGUUAUUUGUAGUCCAUGAGUAUAACUGGCUGUGAAGCAAGAGAAAGUAAUUUCAUCUGGCAUUCUGGAAUUUACAACUUGCUCAGUUUACUAAUGCCGUAUGUUCUUUCCAGAAUAAUUGCUGUAAGAAAACUGAGUUUGUGUAAACUGUAAUGAUUAUCCUUUAUCAUAUGACUUCUUGGAAUGGUUCAGAAGUUUCGUCUGCUGUUUAAUUGUCAGUAGAUAUUUGGCAUUGAGGAGAAACUUGGAGACUUGUAUUUGUAGCCACCUGCCCUCUGUCUUCAGAUUCCCCGUACCCUAGGAGGGCAAGCUUCAAGUUACCUCUUACCCCUGCUCAGCCUAAUUCAAGACCAAUAAGUGCAAUUUGGAGAAGCAGCUUUGUGUUUGUUGAUGUUCUGGGUCCCCUGAAUGUUUUUCAUAUGUUCCCAACAUGCAGGAUAAAUUCCUCAACAGCCGUAAUCAAAGGAGUAUUGAAGCUCUUUUUGUCAUGGGGUUUUUGUUUGAAUGUUUUCGAAUUGAACAGUGCAGUUCAAUGAAAAUGAUAGUCGUUUAUAAUUGGAUUUGACCUCUAAGAACAGUUUAUUUUUCCUCUUUUCUGUUUGUUUUAAUGUGUUCAGUGUGCUUUCAGAUAAAAUUUUAUCAUCCACUUCUUAAGCUUUUUUUUGUUCUCUUCUACAGCUUAAGGGACUGUUAAGUUACUAUCUUCGUAUUUUGAUAACUUUUUAAAAAGUUCUCUAACUUGGUAGUUUUUAAUGAUUUGGGUAACUUUUGUGAGCUUUGCCCCUCAUCUUCUAAAACCUGUAAAAUAAAAUAAUUAUACCCACAGUGGGCACAUAGUAA